Molecule: messenger RNA, 684 nt
Organism: Ailuropoda melanoleuca (giant panda)
Lineage: Eukaryota; Metazoa; Chordata; Mammalia; Carnivora; Ursidae
Product: olfactory receptor 51A4-like
Exons: 1
Biological process (GO): G protein-coupled receptor signaling pathway
Cellular component (GO): plasma membrane
Molecular function (GO): olfactory receptor activity
Source: RefSeq, a predicted model, not a curated record
UUCUUGUUCAAUGCUCCAGGAAUUUCCCCUGAUGCCUGCUUUGUCCAAGAGUUUUUCAUUCAUGGAUCCUCAGCUAUGGAAUCAUCAGUUCUUCUCAUCACGUCUUUUGAUCAUUUUAUUGCCAUCUGCCACCCUCUGAAAUACACCUACAUAGUGACCAGUGCCAGAGUCAUCAACAUUGGGCUUGCUUUUUCUUUGAAAAAUGUUUUGUUGAUCCUCCCUUUCCCUUUCACUUUAAAACAUCUAAGAUACUGUAAGAAGAACCUCCUUUCCCAUUCCUACUGCCUCCAUCAGGAUGUCAUGAAGCUGGCCUGCUCUGACAACAAGGUCAAUGUCAUCUAUGGCUUAUUUGUGGCUGCCACAGGCAUCCUAGACUUAACAUUUAUUUUCAUGUCCUACAUGAUGAUACUGAAAGCGGUUUUGAGUAUAGCAUCACAGAAGCAAAGGCUCAAGGUCCUCAACACCUGCGUUUCCCACAUCUGUGCUGUGCUCAUUUUCUAUGUUCCCAUUAUCUCCCUAGAUGUUAUCUACCAGUUUGCCAAACACAGCCCUGCAAUCAUUAGGAUCCUCAUGGCUGAUGUUUUCCUCUUGGUACCUCCAUUGAUGAACCCCACUGUAUACUGCGUGAAAAGCCAACAGAUAAGAAAUAUGAUUUUAGGGAAGCUGUGUCAGAAACACAGCUGA